AUGACAGUUAUGCAGCGAAAUGUGGAUCUACCGCUCAAUGAUCGCAAGUCAAUCGAGAAACACAGUCAGCUAUAUCAGCUAGUUCCAGUACUCGACGAAGACGGAUUGCUACGCCAGUAUGGCAGGAUUGGAGCAGUGCCCGGCGUUUCACGUAACAUGCGUUGCCCGGUGAUUCUACCCAAGACACACUGGGUGACUAAACUAUUGGUGGAGAAAUAUCACCGGAAAUAUCGACAUGCCAACGCCGAAACGAUCGUCAAUGAGACUCGACAAGUGUACGCGAUUUCCAACCUUCGGCCAUUGGUAAAGAAGGUGGUACGUGGCUGCUUGUUGGGCAGGCUUCGCAAGGCUCGACCCAGUAUUCCGCCGAUGGCGCCAUUACCAGCAGCACGAUUAGCAGUUCAUGCACGACCUUUUACCAACACCGGGUUGGAUUACUUUGGACUGUUUUCACCUCGAAGUAGCAUUCAGUUUGUCAACAUCGUCCUGUAUGUCCUGCGUGCGACGCUUCGUUGGACGGCGAGGAUCUCCAGACGAAUUCAUUACGGACAACGGAAAGAACGGCUGUUACGAGAGCAGAUAAGCCAGGGACUGUCGUCAACGUUCACCAACUCAGCGACUAAGUGGACCUUCAUAUCUCCCUUCAUACCUCCAGGUGCGCCACACAUGGGGGGUGCAUGGGAACGUUUAGUGCAAUCCGUCAAGAGAGUAAUGAAGACGUUGACUCCAAACCAUUUCAUCAUGGGGUCAUCCAGUGGAGCAAGUCGUUGCAAUCAAGUUCCGAACCACUCUCAGUCAGCGCACCGUCUGAAGGACAUGCAUGAGUAUAUCCAGCUGAAGUUGGACCCUUUCUGGCACCGUUGGAUCGUGGAAUAUCUACCGGUGAUUAGACGACAACCGAAAUGGUUCGAGGAGGUACGGCAAUUACGUGAAGGCGACCUUGUGCUGAUCGUAAACGACGGUGAACGCAAUAGCUGGGUGCGUGGACGUGUGGAGCAGACGACCGCAGGCGUAGAUGGUAGAGUUCGUCAGGCAAUGGUGCGGACUUCCGGAGGAUGCACCCGGGGAAGGAUGUCCGCAGAAUUGGCCGCACUGCCCGCCAACUAUCGCAUGCGCACCGAGCAGCAGGGGGUACCUCUUGUAUGA
This is a messenger RNA of Aedes albopictus (Asian tiger mosquito), 1146 nucleotides long. RefSeq lists its product as uncharacterized. The transcript is spliced from 3 exons. Gene Ontology annotation, molecular function: nucleic acid binding. NCBI's taxonomy places the organism in Eukaryota, Metazoa, Arthropoda, Insecta, Diptera, Culicidae. The coding region runs from base 1 to 1146 and encodes 381 amino acids. The record is from RefSeq and is a predicted model, not a curated record.